This is a messenger RNA of Heterocephalus glaber (naked mole-rat), 1377 nucleotides long. Lineage: Eukaryota; Metazoa; Chordata; Mammalia; Rodentia; Bathyergidae. The record is from RefSeq and is a predicted model, not a curated record.
CCGGCGGCGCGCGCUCCCUUUCCAAGAUGGCGGCGGGCAGCGGCGGCGCGGCGGGCCCUGGUCCUGUAGCCGGAAGGAGCCUGGACAGUGACACAUGCUCAAGGGCCCUGCAGCACCGCCAUGGCUCAUGCCGACUCCGAGAAGAAAGAAGAUGGCUUUGAUGAUGAUCACGGCUUCGAGGAUCUAGGACUUGUAGCUGGCCGAAGCCAAGGAGAAAAGAAGCGCUCUUACAAAGAUUUCUUAAGGGAAGAAGAAGAGAUCGCUGCUCAGGUCACGAAUUCUUCCAAGAAGAAGUUGCAGGAUACUGAGCUGUGCUUCUUGGGGACGGACAUGCACAGGAAGAAGAGGAAGCGCUCCCCUGAUGACUCCCACUAUGGAGAUAUUUCUUCUCUGGAAUCGGCACAAAAGAAAAAGAAAAGGUCCAGCCCGCAGGCUGCCGACACAGCUAUGGACCUGUUGAAAGCGAUCACUUCCCCACUGGCAGCAGGUGUCCGUCCCCCCAGAAAGGCAGGGGAGAAGUCCUCUGGCUCCUCGAGCCACGCGGGCCACAGGAGCCACUGGGAGAGUAGGCGGGAGCACCGCAGGAGGAAAGGCAGCGGGGAGCUCCCCCUGGAGGAUGGCAGCUCCCACACAUCCAAGAAAAUGAAGCCACUCUACAGGAACACGGAGACCCUGACCCUGCGUGAGCCUGAUGGCUUGAAGAUGAAACUGAUUCUGGCACCACAGGAGAAGGGCAGCAGCCCCGUCGAGGAGGAUUCUCUCCAGUACCCUUCUCAACAAGCCGCUGUGAAAAAGUCUUCUAGGAAGUCGGCUCGGGAUGAGCACGGUGCUUUCCUCCUAGGACGUGAGUUACAGAGCUUUCUGAAAACGGCCCGGAAGAAGCACAAGUCGUCCUCAGACCCGCGCUCCUCUCCUGGCCCUGAAGGCUGUGUCAGGUCAGAUGCUGCCCGCUUCCCAGAACCCCAGGGGGAUAACCUUGACCUUUCAGGGCUCCAGCCAAUUCUAGUGGAGUCAGACUCGUCCUCUGGUGGGGAGCUGGAGGCGGGCGAGUUGGUGAUAGACGAUUCUUACCGGGAAAUCAAGAAGAAAAAGAAGUCAAAGAAGAGCAAGAAGAAGAAAGACAAGGAGAAGCAUAAAGAGAAGAGGCACUCCAAGUCCAGGAGAAGCUCGGGGCUGCCUGCUGCUGCUGUGGGAGACAUCACGGUGACGCCGGGUCCCCCUCCCAGCGUGCCCUACCCUGGGGCUGCUGCUGCUGCCCCUCCACCUCUCAGCCUCCAGACAGAUGGGCAUGGAGAGAAGAAGAGAAAAGAGGAGAAGGACGGGUGUGUGGGGGGGAGGUAAAAUGUUUUUUGAAGGGGGUGAGGUUGGUAAGAGAUG